GCGGCACUUGUAUGAAAAAAACAUCCUGUAGAAAACUACAAAUUCAAGUGUACAUCAGUGGUUGUCGCUGUGCAUGGCGUCUAGUCGCGGGGUGAAAACAAGUCACAGAGGGGCAGGCCCGUGAAUUUAACGAUGAUGGAUUUGGAAGAUGAGAAACGUCUGACCGAGCGGAGGUUCGAAGCAGCGGUCAAAGUGAUCAAGAGUUUACCGGCGGACGGCCCUUUCCAACCUUCCAAUGACAUGAUGCUCAAAUUCUACAGUUACUAUAAACAAGCCACUUUGGGUUCGUGCAAUAUAUCCCGACCAGGAUUCUGGGAUGCAGUUGGCAAAGCAAAAUGGGAUGCAUGGAAUUCUCUUGGAAACAUGUCAAAAGAAGAAGCGAUGGCAGCCUAUGUUGAAGAAAUGAAGCUGAUCCUGGAGGGGAUGCCCAUGACAGACGAGGUGGAGGAGCUCUUACGGGUCCUUGGGCCGUUCUACGAGCUGGUUGACGAGAAGAAAAAGAUUGCUGACAUAUCAGAUCUGAGCACAGGAUUUGGAACAAUGCUCAAUUCAGUACCUUCAAAAAGUGUCACAAAGAGCAUCAUCAGAACCAUGGAAAUGAACGGCACUCUACAAUCUAAACCAGGCCGGCUCAAAUCAAAAGAAAAACCACUGGAAGUGAGGAAAGGCUCAGAAGAAGCAGAAGAGGAGGUGGACUUGGAAGACGACGAUGAUGAUAAAGAAGAAGAGUGUGAAGAAGUGAUGGUCAGAAAAGCUUCGCAACCUAAAAAGGCUUCAGUGAAGAGACACCGAGUGGCCAAUGGGGUCGCUCAUUUGACCAACGGGAGUCCUGAGACGUCCCAUGUGGGUUCGGUCAGUGAGCCUCUGCUGAACGGUCAGCACCAAGAGCCCAGUGCCGAUGUGUCUGGUCCCAGUCACCUGGCCAGUGACUCAGACAGUGAAGUCUACUGUGACUCUGUGGACCGGUUUGGGCAGGAGGAGAACUCUGAGCCAAACCACUCCAUUGAUUUCGUGAAUGAAGAGGAAAACCACUUUUUACAGCCUUUGCAGGAAACGCACGAGGAAGGUAUGAAUCCACCACAGGUCAUCAGGUGUGGAGGAGAGGAUGGAGAGACCAGUGGAAAGUCCUCACAGAGACAGAGACUAAAUGCUGACACUCCAGACGGUUCCUUGGUCAGAAGAGGGAGGGGCUCUAGGUCUACAGGCCUCCACUCAGGAGCUCUGGGACCUGUGCAUGAUGGUGGAGACGGGGAUGGGGGCCACUGGGGAGGAACAACACCACAAAGAAACCUGAACGAGCAGAUAGUUGUGGCAUUGGCCAGACUCCAAGAGGACAUGCAGAGUAUUUUAGAGAGGCUGCACACCCUGGAGGCGCUUACUGCUACCCAGGCAAGAACGACGGCUCUGUCUCCAUCUUAUGAAUCACCCUCACUGAAGAAGAGUCGGAAACCAGCCUGGUGGCCUUUUGACAUUUCUCCUGCCAGUCUGGCUUUUGCUGUCAUAUGGCCAUUUGUAGUCCAGUGGCUUAUCCGCCUGUACUUUCAGAGGAGGAGAAGGCGAACCAACUGAAGCUACUUGCCCAGCUGUGGCACAAAUCAUAUAGAAGUGCUCUUUGGAUGGGUCACUGAUGGCUGAAACCCCCACCACCGCCACCCUGCUCAGACCCACACUGACGUGUAAUUUGCUUUUGUACUACUGAGACGAUAUCUGGACUAACGAGCGAGAGGAACGACGGUCCUCCUGCAUGUGAUACUGUUAAUGUGGAAUCAAAACCAACUCUGAAUGUAAGGGCUCGCCGCCUGUAAUUAAACAUGUUUUUAAGAUGAUACCACUGAAUUUGAUUAAUUUUAUUUGAAACAAGCGGUUUGUGUUGCAAGGAGACAAACAUUAUUGGCAUGUUUAACAAGAUCUCAAUUAUUUCCAUAAUGAAGUUUAUAUUACACAAAAUUGUUUUACCCAAAUGCUUUAUGGUUAGCAAAUUUUCUUAGUUGCCCCCUUAAUGCUGCUAAAUCGCUGUAAUAAAUGUAGCGUGGAAGAUUUGAUUGUAAUAUAUUGUCAGAUUGUGUUUAAUUCUAAGAUAUUUAUUGCUUUUAGCUUCGGUAGCUAGCUGGACGUCAGCGGUGUGAUGAUUUGUGCUUUCAUGUGAUUGUCGUGUUCAUGUCCCCGUCAUCUGUCUGACUUCACAUCCAGUCUGAUUCUGGGUUUCUGUUUUUCAAUUAGAAGAAGUGCCUCACUGUCAUAAGGUGAUCAGGGGCAUUAUCACUUAUUGCACCAACACACAGGUAGCAUCCCUGCGCCAGUAGCGGACCAAAUUAAGACUCGUAAUACCUGUCAUCAUACAUGUUGUUUACUAUCAUACGUUGUAUAAUUUUUUUUUUUUAAGUGUUUGUUUGUGUUUGUAAGGACGUUGUGGAGCUCGAGAAUGAAUCUUAAGUAUUGAGAACUCAUUUAAUAAAUUGUAUGCAGUAGCUGUACAGAUCUGAUGAUUAACAUGCAAUAUUUUAAUUGCAUUCCCAUGUGUGAAUAUAUAUAAUACUGUAUGUACAAAAAA
Thalassophryne amazonica is the source of this 2551-nucleotide messenger RNA. RefSeq names its product acyl-CoA binding domain containing 5a (gene acbd5a). NCBI's taxonomy places the organism in Eukaryota, Metazoa, Chordata, Actinopteri, Batrachoidiformes, Batrachoididae. Gene Ontology annotation, biological process: fatty acid metabolic process; autophagy of peroxisome. Gene Ontology annotation, cellular component: peroxisome. Gene Ontology annotation, molecular function: fatty-acyl-CoA binding. The record is from RefSeq and is a predicted model, not a curated record. The transcript has 13 exons. Bases 133 to 1569 code for a protein of 478 amino acids.